AUGAGGGAACUUGAUCACACAGUUUGGGAAGAGUUUAUCAGAUAUAGCCGUGAAAGGGAACACAUGCUUAAUCUCUUGUACUAUCAAGAUAAUUCAAGUUCCAAUGCAUUGGAUUUUUCUGCUUGGAUCCGUGGUUAUGCCCACUAUCUUGACGAGCGCCUGAGAUGCUUUGUCAGGUUAAACUAUGAUCCUGUGACGUAUAGCUCAAGAGACGUGAAAUUUGAAACCCAGGAUUUGCUGCAGCAAUUGCCACCAAUGCAAGAGCUUCAAUUUAGGCUUCUUGAAUGCAAGCCAAGGGGAGCAGCUUUAUACAAUGCCUUACUUCAAUAUGCCCUUUCAAUUGUUGCUAAUGAAAGUGUUAAACUUUAUGUUGCAAUAACAGUUAGAGUAGUCAAUCUUCUUGACAAGUUUUUCGAGAUGAACCGAACCGAUGCUACAAAGGCACUUGAGAUUUAUAAAAGAUCAGCAAAUCAGGCACAAUCUUUAGCUUCAUUCUUUGAGACAUGCAGGGCAAUGGAAUUUGGGAGGGGUCAGAAAUUCGUCAGUAUUAAGGAGGCCCCUGCUUCUUUUAUGGCUACUUUGGAGGAUUAUGUUAAAGAGGCUCCAAAUAGCUUGGAACUUGACCACCAACCGAUUACUAAAGAACAAGGUACUCCUCCAGAAGGUGAUUUGCCAGGUGACCAAAGUGAAGAAGAAAGUUCAAAUCACUCUCAAGCAAAGCAUGAGGCUGUAGCAGCACCACCAGUAGCUGACCUUCUUGGUCUGGAUGACUUGCUUACCGGAGCAUCUGAAUUUGAGAAUAAUCCCUAUGCAUUAGCAAUUGUUCCAGCAGAAAAUUCUUCGAAUGCUGAAAGUCUUGAGAAUGGUGCAAGUCAAGAAACAGGUUGGGAACUUGCACUUUUUUCAGAUGAUAAUGUAGUUUCAGAGCCAGAGAGCAUAUCACUGGGUGAAGGAGUGAACAAAUCAGAAGGUGAAGUGAUGAGAGGAACACAAGAGAAUGGAGGAAACCAGAAAGAUCCCUUUGGUGGUUCCGGUGACUUUGAAUUUGCCGUUCCAGAGAGCCAAGGGGCAAUGCAACCUUACCCUCCAGCUCCAUUCUUCCCUCAUCCUCCACUAACUUCUAACAUGCCUACCCAACAAGACAUGUCCUACAACCAACUCUUGAUGCAACAGUUUCAGCAGCAACCAAGUGUAAUGAAUCAGAAAUCUAACAAUCCUUUUGAGUAG
Messenger RNA from Neltuma alba, 1227 nucleotides. RefSeq names its product putative clathrin assembly protein At5g35200. Gene Ontology annotation, biological process: clathrin-dependent endocytosis; vesicle budding from membrane; clathrin coat assembly. Bases 1 to 1227 code for a protein of 408 amino acids. The record is from RefSeq and is a predicted model, not a curated record. The transcript has 12 exons. Lineage: Eukaryota; Viridiplantae; Streptophyta; Magnoliopsida; Fabales; Fabaceae. Gene Ontology annotation, cellular component: clathrin-coated pit; clathrin-coated vesicle. Gene Ontology annotation, molecular function: phosphatidylinositol-4,5-bisphosphate binding; 1-phosphatidylinositol binding; SNARE binding.